AUGAAAUUGUAUUACCUCGUACUGAUAGGUGUAAUUGAUUUAUGGGGUCGACCUGGUGGAAUUCGGGAAGACAGGGCAGCUGUCUUAGCAUCCAAUGGCUUUGCGACUUUAGCUUUGGCAUAUUGGGGAUUUAGAGACCUUCCUGUGAGGUAUGGCACACUUUCUAUGUCAUACUUUGAGAAAGCUGUUGAUUGGUUGAUAUCACAUGAAAAGGUAAGGUAAAAUAAAGGUUGGGGUAUCUUUCCGUUGCUAAAAGGGACCACCAUUCGACCCAAAACUAGCCGUCUAGGGACGAAAAUGGAUCCUGCAAUCAGACUCCCCUAGAAAAAUCCAGCACGCUCCAAAAAAUCUUCUUGACCACACAUCUUCUACUGUUAGCGUGUGUCGAUUUCUUGGAACGAUUAAAUUGAUUUGCGAGCUCACGAUAAAUAUCAUGGUUAAAUGUGUAAACAUGUUCCGGUUGUUACACAGUCAUAUUUUCAAAUAUACUGUAUGUUAACAAGCAAAUUUACUGUACUGUGCUACAGCAACUGUCCAGUCACGCAUACGUGAUAAAAAGCCGAUAUGAACUUUAUAAACAAACGAUAAUGUAAAACGUAACAUAACGGCGAACAUGCAGAUUCGGCCAUCUCAAAUAAUGAUGGGAUAGUAGCGUUGCAGACUGCAGAGCAGAGUGGGCAGUAAGUUUCCUUCAUGCACCACCGCAUGGAAAACCUGCACCCCUCCUUGCAUAUGAGGCUAGAUCCGCCUCAAUGUGUAAACACCCACUCUGUGUGUGAACCUCACCUCCCACGCAUGACAUAUCGAUUGGCCUUAACUAUAUGUUCUAAUUUAGAUCAGUCCCAGAGAGCAUAUAUAAAUUAUUUUAUGAUUUGGGACAUCAGGCUCUGUUUUGAGUAAAUGAUUGCACAUAUUGUGAAUGGGAUUAUCCAAUCUAAUUUUUGGGUUUUAUUUCCAUCUACGCUGCCUCUGGAUGCCAAUACGACCCCAAUUUUGUACCCAGGGUAUUCCCAUGUCUGAUCACCUUGUUUUACCUAGGUCAUAUCUAGUGGCAUUGGUUUAGUUGGUUUGUCAUUGGGUGGAGUCCUUGCCUUGGCAAUUGCUUCACAAAUUCCGGACAAAAUUAAAGCAGUUGUGUCAAUAUCAGGACCUCGUGUUCUUAUUGGGUGCACAUUACGUUGUAGAGAUUUUACAAUUCAAGGUUAUCCUGUGGAAUAUACCGAUGAAACUUAUGUUUCGUAUUCCCAUUAUCUUUCUAUCUUCAAAAGCAAAGACGCCUGUAAACCUGGAGCGCCAUCGCUCAUCCCUGUGGAACAUAUAACCGGCAAAGUAUUGUUGGUCUACGGUCUUGCGGAUGAACUGAAUACAGAAAUUGAGUGGAUGUGCGAAGAAACGUUUCAACGCAUGGAAAAGCACGGAAAGGGUUCGCUAUGCAAACGAUUGCCUCUUCCUGGGACGGGACACUUCAUUACGCCAUGUUAUCUUCCACCAUGCUCAAGGCAUUAUGCGAAAAGAUGGGACGAUGUCUGGUCCUUAGGAGGGGAAAGCAAGGCACAAUCAAAAGCUCAAGAAAUUUAUUGGAAUGAAAGCCUAGAGUUUCUAAAAGAAAAUAUAGUCUAAUGAAUAUUGUUAGAGGAUUUUUGAAGAUGGAAAUUUCGAGUUAAAAAUUAAUGUGUUGGAGCGGUUGCGAAAAAUGUAACUACAGGGUGUAUAAAAAAAAACUGAACAGAUAUGAAUUUGCUCUCAAUUUCGCAAAACAGCUACUGG
Molecule: messenger RNA, 1767 nt
Organism: Paramuricea clavata
Lineage: Eukaryota; Metazoa; Cnidaria; Anthozoa; Malacalcyonacea; Plexauridae
Source: the annotation of a GenBank genome assembly